AUGGAUCUGGGCCGCGUCAACUUCAUCUUGCCGAAGACGAAAGCGAAGCUCCCUGCUCGGUACCGCACGGUUGACCUGCGGCCCCCGGUUUGGCCUCCUCCAUCAUUGCGUAAGAUUGCGGGGAAAGUGGUCGGCUGCUGGAAAGCCCGUGAUGGCCCCGACCGGAUGGGCCAUAGAUAUGGGUCGCUUCAUGUUGCAUUUGUAUUUUGGCAGGUCGUGGCGCCGGGCUUCGCCGGCAUUGCCCGCACAGUACUCAACCCCUGGGACGCAUGCAAGCGCCGAGCCCCCAAAUGCCUGUUUGCUCGACUGCUUGUUGCCUUGUUUGCUUGUAUGCUGGGUGGCUGGUUGGGCGGCACAGCGGGCAUCCCACCGGCCUCAAACACCACUAGCCCGACGUAUCGACCAACUAUGGCUGCCCCAAUCUCUGUCGAGGCUGGAUCAAUGAGCCUCCCGAUCAAAGAUGGGCCAAUUCAUAUCCACGCUUCAAUUCCAUUUUCUCUAUUGGUAAAGGACUUCGACCCAAACACCGCCCAAGUCCCCCAAACGGAGCGGCCCCGACCGUGGUGGUCGCCUGCCCGCCUGUUCAAAGGUCAGCACGAAAUCCCGACCGACGCCGCGGCAGACGCCGCAACCAAGACCUUCGCUCUUGCACGGCCCGCCUUUUCCGAUCAAGUUUGGCCACGAUUGAGUACAUUGCUCUUCGGAAAAGAGGAGCCCACCUUGUACUGCAGUGUAGGGUCUGACGCAGAAGACUGGGAAGGCGCUGAUACAUCGAACUCCAUUUGGGUCUUCUCGACAGGGGUUACGGAGGACGAUAUUGACCGUACAAGAGCCCUUCUUCUGAAGGCUAAUCCGGACGGCACGGGCGGCAUUCUCUUCACUGCUGAAGAGCUAGGCGAGGAGCAAAAGGCGGCCUGGAAGACCGCCUGGGUGGACGUGGCGCCGUACAAAUCUCCAGGCGAGUCUGAUAUUGACUGCGCGAUGACGAGGAAGAAUCAGGCGCUCUAUCGGUAUAUGUCUGGCUGUGCUUCCCGACACUCCAACGAGAAGGGGUCAUUUGACAGUCACCGAGACUAG
Molecule: messenger RNA, 1077 nt
Organism: Chaetomium globosum CBS 148.51
Lineage: Eukaryota; Fungi; Ascomycota; Sordariomycetes; Sordariales; Chaetomiaceae
Exons: 4
Coding region: 1-1077 (358 amino acids)
Source: RefSeq, a predicted model, not a curated record